Molecule: messenger RNA, 3708 nt
Organism: Amoebophrya sp. A120
Lineage: Eukaryota; Dinophyceae; Syndiniales; Amoebophryaceae
Source: the annotation of a GenBank genome assembly
CCACAAUAUGUCAACUUUUCCAUGGAAGAUGACACCACGACAGGGCAGAGAGUUUCGACAGUAGAGGGAAAUCGAACUCGUUUUGGUACAGUAUCUUCCCGCAUAAGCACUUAGACAAGUUUCUCAAGUAUGAAAUGAAAAUACAAGGCAACUUCAGCCUUGCUGUGUGCAGGUAAGAAUCGUAAUCGGACAAACAGGUGCAGUGCAACUGUUACACUAUAACCCUCUACAGCUCGCGCUGUCGUGGAUGGUAGCAUUCAUUGCUCCUCAUUUUCGUGAUCGCUAUACAUACGCGCUAUUCCCGCGCAUCGUUGAUAUUACCCUAUGGAGGCGCUAAAAGCGGGAGUAGCAGUACUAAACGAAGCAGCCAAUAAUUUUGGAAAGACGCACAACUUUCAACAAAAAAAACUGUGAAAAACAUCAUUAGAAACUAUUUACUCACUCACAACUCUCUCUCGUCGGCAGCGUCCGUCGUGAUUUGAAACGAAAAACUUUUUUUUGUAAAAAAGUUUUUCCAAAAACAUCUGCAAAGAUGGCUCCGCGGGGUAAGCACAACCUGAAGCGUCAGGAACAAGACAUCUUCCAAAACGCCCAGCAGGUCGAGGCGAAGCGACGGUACAUUUCGAGGUUUUUGUCGUACCGCAGAAAUUCUCGGUAGUCCAGUUUUUUGUCAAAAAAAUGCAAAAACGUAGACAACCACAGAGGCGAAGAUCGUGCUGUUCUUCUUGGUUCUCGAAUUCGUCAGAGACCACCUCCUUGUGGCGAGAACAAACAGAAUGAAAUCGAUUUGUACUCCAAGUACUUAGAUGUUAAUUGCAAAUAAUAUACAACAGCUAUGAAACCCUGGUGAAAGAAGAACGGGAGUCCCUGGACGCUCGUUUGGCGGAUAUCAAAUGUAAAAGUGUCUGGGUCUGGAAGAAUGCAACAUGUAAUGCGUAUUUCAGAACACAGAAAAGUCUCUCAUGCAUACGUAGCAAAAGCUCCCACUUUUUGUCAGCAAAAUAGGGGACUUGUCAUGAGGAUUCGGCAUUGCGGAAGGCUCUCGAAACCUGUGAUGCUAGAGCUUCCAUGCCAGACCUUCUGUGUCAUGCAAAAACAGCAUGACUCUUCCAGACCCAGACAUUUUUGCAAUCCAUAGCGGAGCGGGAGCGACAAAUCACGCAAAGCAUGGAGGAGUAUCAACUGCAAAAAUGUCUGGGUCUGGAAGAGUGCCAGACUUGUCAUGCAGGUCUUCCAUGAUCGAUGAGGUCUGGCAUGUAGGACAUAGCAUGACAGAUUCUACUGCGAGCGUUCUAUCAUGCCUAUCCUGCGUGAGAAACUGCCUCUCGAUUAGGUCAAAAGUGGGCAGCUUUUGGCAAUCAUGCAACACAGAUUUUUACAUUUACAUGAUUCAGAUUUAGCACGAGAAGUUGCUUUGUUCCAGACCCAGACAUUUUUACAUUUGAUAAGGAGGCGCUGGCACGGGAGAGAGUGGUGUUGGAGGAGGAGAAGCAAAAAGCGUUGCAGCAGCACGAAGAGGACUGGAGGAGGAACUAUCCAAGACAAUAAAGACCGUCUUGGUCGUCGUGUAUAGCUUGUAUUGCAUACUACUUUCUUCCCUUCGAAAUAUGCAUGAAAGUAGGCAGGAGAGAGAGCAAUUAUCACGUGUCACGCUCAAUGAGCUCCCCGCACAUAGGGUACUAUCCUCAGGCGUGUCGCAUUUUUCACUGAUACUAGCCGCACAUGGUGAGUUUUUCAUUUCCGGCGCACUAAUAGGGCCGCGAGAAGUUUCUUUUUCUAAGAAUAUGAUAAGUCAAAAGAUAUGUAUACAUUUACAUCACGAGCACGGUCGUGUUUGUUUUCUUGGAUAGCGGAGAGCAGGAGUUCAUACAAAAAAUGGAGAAGGAGAAACUCGAAUUCUCGGAGAAACGCGAAAAACUCUGCCAGAUAACGGAGAAGGAGAAGUCCGACAUGGAGAAGCGGGUGCACAUCUACAAAAAAGUCGAGCAGGGGAGACUCAAGCAGCACGAGAAGGUAGGACAACUCUUCAUCUGUUGAUCAUGAUUCCGCGGACAAUUUAUUAGCUCCAUUUUCAUUUUUCAAGAGCUUGCUACUUUCUUUGUGAUGCACAAUCGAAGUAAAACUAGACCUUCUGAGAGAAAAGGCACAGUAGUGGCUACUGUGCCUUUUCUCACGGACUAAGUCCGCUGGUGCUUCAAACAAAAUUUGAAUCACAUGUCAAACAUUUAAACCGAAAAACAGGAACUCGCAGAAGUGCGGCGGCAAGAGGAGCAGAAGAUAAAAGAAAUGAUGAAGGAGCAACGCGACCAGCUGAAAAUACGCCCGAUGAAUAAGUUUGUCGAGUCAACUGAUUGAAAAAGUGAUUUUGUACUUCAGUGUUGUGGACUUGAUUUCGUCCCAAAGAAAGGAGCUGCGAAUCGCAUUUGUCUUUAUUGGAUUCUGAUAAGUUGAGCAACGCUACUGCCAUGCCUGCUGAGAUGAAAGCGUUCUUCAUCCCGCCUGGGUAUCUAAUCAGGAGCUUCUUCAAGUUUGUUUCUCUUUGAUACCGCAAGGAAACCCACGUGAAGCUCGCACUGGAACGCAAGAAAUUUGAGGACAAGCUCUCGCUCAAGGAGAAGCAAUUGCUGAAACGCAAGGUACUUGCACAUUUAGAAUCAGGUCGCGUUUGUGCGAUACUCUGGUGGCACCAUCGACAACGAAAAUUCGUAUUUUCGUCGACAUUUCAAACUUUUUAUACGAAAAACUGAUGAAAAAAUAAAAUACACGAGGGUAUGCUAGUUGUGAUAUGUUGAUGGAAAUGGGAAUCAUGAGGCUAUGAUACGCAAGAUAUUGCGACGAGGCGUGCAAUUUUUGUAGCCCCCAUGCACGAUUGCAUUUUUCACAUGAAUGUCCAGAAUGACAUGCAGUUUGCUACUGAAAGCUUUGCAAUUGCUGAAAUUCUAGCAAGUAGUUUUUUUUGAUUCUCUUUGCACUUUACCUCUUCGCAAACUUCGCAUUCAGGAACAAGAACUGGAGCAGCUGCGCAAGGAGCAGGAAGAGGAGGUGCAGUACAUCAAAAAGAAAACGGAGCAUAUCACUUGGAAAAUCCCGAAUACUAGCGCAAGUGAUAUUUUGUAUGUAAUAAAAGACAACAACCAAGAAGCGGAACGAAAUCAAAAAGAGUUUGUUUUGCACGAUAGGCCCCUUAGUGAAACAUCAGCGCACAUGAUCCUAUGCGCGAGCGGAAAUCAUUGCACGCGACGGACAUUUUUCUCUUGCUAUGUCUCUCUUCUUGCAUGUCGAAAUUUCCUACAAGAACUUCUACUAUUGAUUGUCCCAUGCUAGUAAAAGGAGUUUUCUUCCCCCCGAUAGAGGAGCGCAAAUGCCAGAUGAAACAGCAAAUCCGCGACCAGUUGCAGGAAGAAUUCGAAUUCGAAAAGGAGCGCUUGGCCAAGCAGUACGAAGCGGAAAUGUGCGAUCCAAGGUACUUGCCGUAUCCGAUACUUGCUUCCGGACGAAUGUGAAGACAUGAAAGUCAUUUUUGCGAAGAAUGUUUUUUGUGGGCAUGAUCUUCACUGGAGUUUUGAGAAGUUUUGACGCAUGGUAUGAUAGAUCAACAUGCAGGACGCUUCUUUGUAGUUUGUCUUUGUACUAGUGACACCAAAAAAUUAUCAUCAACAAAACAGCUGGGUGCUUGUGGACAGCGUGGCGGGUGUGCUGGUGGAGUAA